AUGUCAAAUCGGAACCUCGUUCUAAUUUUUGAGCAAUAUCAACGCGCCAGAUUAGGAUUUGUACAAGCUGUUUCAGAUUUAGCUGUAAGACAACAAAACAUAGAACUUUUAGCUAAAGGAGGUGCAUUAGAGCUUCUCAAGCCUCUUUUGAGUGAUCCUUGUAUUCAAAUUCAACAAUGUGCUUCUAUAGCUUUAGGAAGACUAGUCCAUCAUGAUGUGGCUAUAGCAGAACAAGUUAUUGAUCAAGGCUUUAUUCCGAUUAUACUUACAUCGAUAUUUAACGGAAAUAAAUAUCAGAAGAAAGCCGGAUUAUUUGUUAUUCGAUCAAUUUGUAAAAACAACGUCAAUUGUGCGUAUCAGGUUAUAAAUGCUGGUGGUUUACAAGCUUUGAUAGGAUGUUUAGAAGAUUUUGAAAGCAGUGUUAAAGAAGCAGCAGCCUGGGGAAUUGGUUAUAUCGCCAGACAUUCGAAAUCACUUGCUCAAACUUGCGUUGAAUCUGGUGCAGUACCUCUAUUAUUAUUAUGUCUACAAGAACCAGAGAUUUCCUUGAAGCAGAUUACAACGAGUGCUCUAGCGGAUAUUGCUAAGCAUGGUUUAGAAUUGGCACAGAGCGUAGUAGAUGCAGGGGCAAUACCUUAUUUCGUCAAAAAUCUAAGUAAUACCGACGAAAAACUUAAGAAACAAAUUCUCGCUGCAUUAAGUUCCUGUGCAAAACACAGUUUAGAUAUAGCUGAGGCCGUAGUCGAAGCGGAAAUAUUUCCCACUGUCUUGUUACAUUUGGCACACCCGUGUCCUGGAGUUCGCAGAAAUGCUGCUUGUUUAGUACGAGACAUCGUCAAACAAUCCCUGGAAUUAACUCAAUUGGUUGUUAAUACUGGCGGAAUUGGUGCUUUAAUGGAAGUAUUGUAUCAAAACGAUAGUGGAGGUGCCAAAAUGCCGACCAUCGUAGCCUUGGGAUUUAUAUCAGCUCAUUCGGAACAUUUGGCAAUGUCUGUAUUAGGCUGUAAAGUUAUUGUCAUAUUAGCUGAAAUUCUUGAAACAUCCACCGAUGAUUCACUAUUGGCCGCUACCACGUGGACUAUUGGACAAAUUGGUAAACAUAGUGCGGAUCAUUCACAGGCUGUUGCGGCAGCAAAUAUAUUUCCGAGACUUGUUGCUCUGCAUGAAAGUGAUAAAUCUUCGGAUGAUUUGAAGUACAAAUGUAAAAACACAUUGAAAUUGUGUCUUCAGAAAUGUUUGUUGGUCGACGCUCUGGAACCUUUGUUGUACAGCGCACCGUCACAAAUAUUAAAAUACGUUCUUGGGCAGUACAGCAAGCUCUUACCGCAAGAUCCCAAAGCUAGGCGAUUGUUUGUGACAACAGGUGGGUUGAAAAAAGUACAAUUGCUGGAUGCGAAGCCUGGUACAACACUUUUUGAAUACAUCACUGUUAUUAAUUCUUGCUUCCCAGAAGAAAUAGUUCGAUACUAUUCACCUGGAUAUCCGGAAUCUCUCUUGGAUAAGGUCGAACAGUAUUCACCUCAAAUGAUGACAGUUUUAAGAGAAAACAAUCAAAAUGAGAAUGAAGCACAAACAGAUAUGCUUCAUAUGGUAGAUCAAAAUUCAACAGAUGAAGAAGAUGAUAUGAAAAAUUUCCCUGAAUAAAAUUAUGUGUUUUUUAUAUGGUCCGGCUUUGUACUUUCUGAAAAUUAGAUUACAAAAUAUAUAAA
This is a messenger RNA of Diorhabda sublineata, 1709 nucleotides long. RefSeq names its product sperm-associated antigen 6-like. The coding region runs from base 1 to 1644 and encodes 547 amino acids. Gene Ontology annotation, biological process: cilium movement. The transcript has 8 exons. Lineage: Eukaryota; Metazoa; Arthropoda; Insecta; Coleoptera; Chrysomelidae. The record is from RefSeq and is a predicted model, not a curated record. Gene Ontology annotation, cellular component: microtubule cytoskeleton. Gene Ontology annotation, molecular function: microtubule binding.